Messenger RNA from Giardia duodenalis, 3864 nucleotides. RefSeq lists its product as uncharacterized. The record is from RefSeq and is a predicted model, not a curated record. The transcript has a single exon. NCBI's taxonomy places the organism in Eukaryota, Fornicata, Diplomonadida, Hexamitidae. Bases 1 to 3864 code for a protein of 1287 amino acids.
AUGAAAGUUUAUGAGAUUAAUGAAGUCUACUUUCUAGUGGAUAAACAAAAGGAUGUCCAGACGGUGAUAGCCUUCACGGCAGAUCAGCCCAUGCCUCACAUCUAUCCACUUGGAGCAAGCCUUUUGACCGAAGAAUUUCUGGCAAAGGCGACACUGUGUAUAGAUGAGAGCUUCUUUUUGGGGUGCCUUCUCUUUCCAAGCGCUUGUGUCUACUACUUUUAUGGUGCAGAGGUGCAGACCCUAUCGCUUCGCCUUUCCUGGCAAAUAGAGCGAGCAAUCCCAAAGCAACUAUUUAAAGAGACCGAAGCCUUGGCAUUCUUCAAGGCUCUGCGGGCUCAGAAUUGCCUCUCAACACAUGUUCAUUCCUCUGCUUUUCCUACCCUUCCAGAGCUGACGUUCUACGCCAUGUUUUGUGAUACAGAUGCCGAGGCGUUGCGAAAACUUAAUAUUGUUACUCGGUUUUCUAUCGGCUACAAAGGUGAACACAUAUACAUGGGGAGAGACUGGAUAUCUGGUCAGAAAGAAAGGAAAACAUCUAUUCUGUACUAUCUCUCAUGCAAUUUAACUGACGAUCGGGCUUUUUGUGAUGGCACAUCUAAUACCCGACAACUGCCCCUGAUCACUACCAACUAUAACGAAGCUUUGAUCGACCAGGAGGAUCAAAGUGUUGGCAACUUUGUAGAGCAACUAGCGACGCUUCUUACCUGCCGGUCCCAGAGGAUCAGGCGGUUAUACUUCGCGAAUAAGAAGCACUGCGAAGCUCUCGGCCCAGCUCUUUCUAAGUACGGUCUCACCCCGGUCAUUGAUAGAGAACACGCAGAGCUAAAGGUUGAGUUUGCCAUACACCCCCUUAUCCUCGGUCUCACAACAGAUUACCAGUUAUUACUGGACAUGCUACUAGAGCAAAUCAACGCAUUCGGAAACUCUAAGGAGAAAAGACUCAAUCGUGUGUUGACUGCAGCAACUGUCAACGACUUGGCUGAGCGUCUCCUACUCCAGCUCGAUACAAAAAACUUGCGAUCCUCCUAUUUGAGUAAGGAAGUAAAGCCCUCUUCAGACAAGCAAUCACCUUACCAGCAUAAGGUACUCAGCUAUGCGCACAGACUUGUAUCUGCCAUGUCAGCUGUAGUGCGUCCAGUUUCAUUUGCUCCUUUCGAUGAAGCCCCUCUUGGCCCAAGCGGUAAGUCGGUGUACUUUCAGUCUAAUAUACCUGUGUCGUCUGCCAAACAGAUUAUCAUUUACUGUUCUCAUCUCAGUCUGAGGACCCCUACUGGGAGAUCUUUAGGCCUGUCCGACCAAGUGCCUCCGCAUACGAUUCCAAGCAUAAACGUAUUUAUCAGUAGCAAGAGGUGUCCAAGCAUAUGGUACAAGCUAUAUGAAAGUCAUCAGGUAGGCCUCCACGUGUCUGUCCCAGAUCUGAACAUGAAGCGAAGCUCCGUCAUACAGGAAAGCAGUCAGGACAGUAUUCCGCAGGAGUAUUUAUUCUUCUCUCUAAUAUGUGAGAUAUCGUGGAGUGACUCUUCUCUGAUCGCUGGGGUAAAGACUCCCUUUGAUUUCGAUCUUGUUCGAGUAGACCAGCCGGAAGGCUCUCAGUUUAUCAUCUCUCACCUCGUUGUGCCAGGAUUUAGUGUUGAUGCAGGACUAUCCUUGUGCAGUGCGCCACCCAUCACCGAAGCGACCCUCAAUACCACUUGUCACCUGAUAACUGUACGCCACGCACUCAGUGCUCUUGUAACCUCAUUGCUGGCCGAUAAUGGUCGCUCUAAGUCUAACACUCAAAUAUCCAUGUCUAAUUGUUACGCUGUAGCACGGUACAUGAAUGGAGAGUCAGCUAUGCCUACUAUCAUAUCAACUCUGACAGCGUUGAUGCUAAGCCAGGAGCAAAGUAUUGCAGCUACAUCACAACCUCUGCUAAUGUCGAUUUAUCAACGUGCCCAGCGGUUUGUAAGUGCUGCAAAGACCAAAAGGAAAGGAGCUGGCAGCAAGCUAACGUGCAUAGGUGCUAUCAUUGACUCUCGAUGCAAUUUUUCCUUCACUCAUGGGCUGCUAAGUAUUCUGAGAGCCCAACUGCAUGAAAAGAAGGCCUCUAUUCCAUUGAUUAUGAUAGCACCAAAUCCCAUGAUUUUAGAAAUUAUUAGGCUUCUGGUUCUAUACACACCAGCACUAUUAGAGAACUCUAACGAACUGAAGAUCAUAUUUGGCACCACAAACUAUAAGAAGCUGUAUAAAUCUUCAUCUUACUUCAGCGACACUUACAUUAAGCUUGCUGCGUCUCUCUACAAAUUGGCUUCUUCAACGUUCCUAGCUGGAUUUAUUAGGUCAGACAGCAAUACAUUGUUCAGUAUUCUGUCUCCCCAAGUACGUAUUAAGAAUAGUCUGUAUGCACGUCUUCGUUCAGCAGCAGUUACAAAUACUCUGUCCCUGGGAGAAAUUGCUGAUAAGUUUGAGCAGAUGCUUCUUGAAUAUUUGCAGGAGCAGCCGACAGCGAUCGCAAGCAGUCUAAUUGGGCUGCCUUGCUCCAGCUGUGGAGCAUCUAUUAGCGAAGAUCUCAGAGGAGACCGAUGUGCAAAGUGUCAGCUACCAUUUUGCGUAUCGUGUUCACCUCUCCGUGAUCAGAUAUUUUAUUCUAGUUAUGAAUUUGAAGCGCCGGCAUCCCUUUGUCCGGAGUGUGCAGGUGAAGAGAGUCUUCUGGAACCAAUCUGCAAAAUCUUAGCUUCAGAUAAGACCAUGACGGAGUCUGAGAGAGCAUAUGCUCUGUUAGAGACAUUUGACCAAGAGCUGGCAAAUAAGCUCAAGAGCAGUAUAGACGAGACCUCUAUACUAACCAACCUUCCAGACGAAGACCCGACAGAGCUUACCAUUCUCGGCUCCUUUUGUGAGCAUCUUGCUCAUAAUCUGGCAAUGCCCGUGGCCAUGCGAUUGGCUGGCACCUGUGCCCAGCUUCACUUACAGAAUGGCUGUGUGUGUACACAUAUAUCUCAAGACGAGUCUUCUGCUGACGAGUCUUCUCCCAGUGACUGUUGCCAACAAACUCGAUUGCUAAUCAAGCCAGCAAGUCUUUUACAAAUGCUUUAUUUAGUAACCCCGUCUAACCCGUUUUCCGAAACAACAGCAAGACCUAGCAUCACUUCAAAACCAGAAGAAGCUUACAGCUGCAAGGAGAUCCCCGCAUUAUUAGCAGGAGUUCGCGUCUUCCAGUUUGUAUUGGAUGCACACUCGCCUCUUUCCACAUACUCCUUUCAGAUGAGCAUACCAGCAACCGACUACUACAUCAUUGGUGUUGCCGCAUCCACCAGAUCACCACAAGAGAAGCCCCCAACAAGGGUUGUCAGCACUGUGUCCUUGACGCACACCACUUCAUCAAUGCAGUGCGCUAACUUCAUUCCCAAGCCAGGUGCUAGUCUGCUUGAAUGUGAGGUAAAGCUCGCCUCUGGUGUACUGGCCAAGACUUCACGGCUAACCAGAUAUCUGGAUUCUACCAUCUUCUCGUCUGUGGUAUAUCCUCACAGGACCAUAAUCAAGCUUUCUGCAGUUAAACCCAACAUUAUUGUAACCUUUAAGUUUCCUGCUGCUCGAGCACACAAGAACGUGUCUUCUCAGCUGAUCGUUUACCAUCUUGCAUAUUUGUCUGAUAGCCCCCUAGACAGAGAGAAAAGAAGGGCUCGCGAGGGGUUGAUCCAGCAGGCGUCAGAUGGUAUUGUUACAGCAAUACAGAUCUUCUCAUUGCCCCUGCUCAGUGUCGUUACCAAGAAAGAGCUAACAUACCAGCUCCCCCUCAGCUUGCGAUCGGCAAAAUCGACAAUGCGGCUCCUGUUUGCUAGUGCUGAGCAGCAUACUAUCACAGAGAUCUCCGAAGCUGUCUAA